Molecule: messenger RNA, 1968 nt
Organism: Tympanuchus pallidicinctus (lesser prairie-chicken)
Lineage: Eukaryota; Metazoa; Chordata; Aves; Galliformes; Phasianidae
Gene: UBE2K
Product: ubiquitin conjugating enzyme E2 K
Exons: 7
Coding region: 107-709 (200 amino acids)
Biological process (GO): protein polyubiquitination; proteasome-mediated ubiquitin-dependent protein catabolic process
Cellular component (GO): nucleus
Molecular function (GO): ubiquitin conjugating enzyme activity; protein binding
Source: RefSeq, a predicted model, not a curated record
GCCGCCGCCAUUUUGGUGGGGCCGGGAGUUAUCCAGCGGGAGCGGCGGCGGCGGAGCUCGCUGGGCCCGGCUCGGAGGUGGCGGCGAGUGGGUGCCCGCUGCGGAGAUGGCCAACAUCGCGGUGCAGAGGAUCAAGCGGGAGUUCAAGGAGGUGCUGAAGAGCGAGGAGACGAGCAAAAAUCAAAUUAAAGUAGAUCUUGUAGAUGAGAAUUUUACAGAAUUAAGAGGAGAAAUAGCAGGACCUCCGGAUACACCGUAUGAAGGUGGAAGAUAUCAACUAGAGAUAAAAAUUCCAGAAACAUAUCCAUUUAAUCCUCCUAAGGUGCGGUUUAUCACCAAAAUAUGGCAUCCUAAUAUUAGCUCAGUUACUGGGGCCAUUUGUUUGGAUAUUCUGAAAGAUCAAUGGGCAGCAGCAAUGACUCUAAGAACAGUGUUGUUAUCUCUGCAAGCAUUGUUGGCUGCUGCAGAACCAGACGAUCCGCAAGACGCAGUAGUGGCAAACCAGUACAAACAAAAUCCAGAAAUGUUUAAACAGACAGCUCGACUUUGGGCACAUGUGUAUGCUGGAGCACCAGUUUCUAGUCCAGAAUACACCAGAAAAAUAGAAAACCUUUGUGCUAUGGGCUUUGAUAGGAAUGCAGUAAUAGUGGCCUUGUCUUCAAAAUCAUGGGAUGUAGAGACUGCAACAGAAUUACUCCUGAGUAACUGAACCAUGUAGAGAGCUGCUUCGGUUGUCCAGCUUGCCCCUUCGGAGGAGCAUCACCAUCUGUUAUUUUUAGGAUUCUAUAUAGAUUCUCUUUUAAAACUGGCACUCUUGCCUGAUGAUGCUAUCUAGGCACGAUUGGAGACUGAAAAACCGCUCUGUAAAUAAAGCUAAUUAAACGUCUGUGUAAAUUUAAAAAGGGGAAAUACUUUAAUUUUUUUCUUACUAAAUAUUGUAAAAAUUCUUUGAGCUCAGCUAAAAUAAGGGGGGGGAAAACAUGCCUACUUUCGUGUUUAGCAGUGUGACGAAAACUAGCAGGAACUUUCUUCAGGAUUUUGAUUUAGUAAUUCAGAAAGCCACAUUUUUGAGUGUUAGUCAUCAAAAUUGUUGGUGCUGCUCAUCACAGCUAUCUUACUGUUCUUAACAUGGAUCCUAUGUGCCUGUGGAUUGACCUAUAUUUGCAUGCUUGUACUUAAUAGACGUAUUAGGUAGGGGCGCUGAAGAGAGCACCAUUUAAAUACUCGAGUGUUCCUGUUUUCCUGAAAGACUUUAAAAGAUUUCCCAAAGUUCCAAAUGGUGACCUGUUCAGAACCUUUUUCUUCGUAGCUUAUUAACUGGGGAACCGGAUUCUCUUCUCCCUUAUGUCAUACAGCUAAGAACCCUCCCUAGAUGAUUCUUCAUUCUGUUGGUAUUGUGUGCCAUGUAUGGUAGUCUAGGCUCGCCUAUGAAGAACAUAUUUUGAAUUAUCAGUGAUUUUCAUCCAUCGUAUUUUCUACACACUAGUAAGGGUUUAGUAUGCCUUGAUAUAGCACAAGAAUGGAGCUGGUUUUCUUUUCUUUUUUUUUUCUUUUUGUCUUAAAUGGAUGUAAAAUGUUCUUCAAUAUAUCUUGGGUAAUAUGACUUCACUGGAUUUGAAGGAGGAAAAAGCUAAUUCUCUGGCAUACUGAGAAUUAUAUUUUCUUUUGAGUGCUUGAUAUGAUGCAAUCAGCUGUUUUUGCAGCAGUUUCCUAGCUUUAUUUUGGGCUUCAGUUUAAGGAUUGCUUUCCAGGUACUUGAAAACUCAUCCUUGCUUGCGUUUUUCUCUAGUUGACACAUGGAGGCUGUGUUGGUGUUUUUACUGUACAUACUUCAAAUGCACAUAGAAGUUUGUUCUCAAUUUAGCUUUCUUUUGGAUUGAUGUUUCUGAUAAACGAGAACUGAAACUUACCUUGGCUUGUACAUACAGUCAGUCGUCUUAUUCGUAUUAAAAUGACAUUUCAUCCUGA